This is a messenger RNA of Nerophis ophidion (straightnose pipefish), 7561 nucleotides long. RefSeq names its product ras and Rab interactor 2-like. Gene Ontology annotation, biological process: vesicle-mediated transport; signal transduction. Lineage: Eukaryota; Metazoa; Chordata; Actinopteri; Syngnathiformes; Syngnathidae. Gene Ontology annotation, cellular component: endocytic vesicle; cytosol. Gene Ontology annotation, molecular function: guanyl-nucleotide exchange factor activity; small GTPase binding. The record is from RefSeq and is a predicted model, not a curated record. The transcript is spliced from 12 exons. The coding region runs from base 220 to 3402 and encodes 1060 amino acids.
CACACUCGCACACCAAAAAAAAAAAAAAAAAGUCCCAGAAAGGAGAAAAGGCUGUCAUGGAAGCUCCAGCUAUUUUCUCUCUCCUUCGCUGAAACGAUGAGAAAAGUUGAUUAGUCGGGAAGCUUUAAAGAUUGGAUAACGCGACCAUCAUGCUGUAGUCGUCGAGCAGUGGAUCUUGUUUGUUCGUGACAAAACUCGUCAUCCAGAAGAUCCUACAACAUGUCCAUUCAUAAACUUCGACAGUCCAACAAACAGGAUAGGAAAAGUAGUUUCUUCAAGUUGAUUGAGUCCUUCGCUUUGGAAAUCGGCACUUUGAAAAAGGAGAUGGGAAAAAAUCCUGAGAGACCAGAAGAAGACCACAAGACGGACCCGAUGCUUGGGAUGGGUGAAGAAGUAGGAGGGCUUUUUUUGCAGGCAUCCCCCUGUGCUGGCAUGGGGACAGGACUGGCUGGAGCAAGAGAUUCAGGCUAUGACUCCCUCCAUCGGCGACUAAGUGUGCUGGACAGAUUAGUCAAGACACAUCCUGUUUGGCUCCAACUGGACUUAAACCACCAGAAUGCUGGAGAAGUGCUGCAUAGCCAACAACCUGGAGCGUUUGUGGUGCGGAGGUCAUGCAGCCUGCAGAAAAAGGUCCUCUCCCUACGUAUGGACAAGAACUCUCCAGUUCCUGUAAAAGACUUUGUCUUUAAGGAGAGCCAGUACACUUUCUCUUUGGAAGGAUCAGGCCUGAGCUUUGCAGACUUAUUUCGCCUUGUGGCUUUCUACUGCAUCAGCAGGGAUGUGCUUCCCUUCACCCUGAAGCUCCCAGAGGCCAUCGCUUUGGCUAAAACAUCUGCUGAGCUUGCAGACCUGGCAAAACUUGGAGCAGGUUUCUGGGACACUGAUUGGUCCAACAAGAGGAAGUAUUCAGACAUACCACCUCACCCUAGCUCACUCCCUCUCUCUGUCGCACCUGCUCCUGGUUGCUCUCGGCUUCGAACUCGUACCCCAUCAGAGCUUGAGUGCUGCCAAUCUAAUGGGGCUCUUUGCUUCAUUAAUCCUCUUUUCAUUAAGGUUCAUCAGCCGGAUAGCAACCAGACCCCUGACUCUGUUUUUCCUGGUAUGAGUAAAGACCCUCUUAGCCCAGGAACCGACACAUGUGGCUUUAGUGGUGACUCUCCUGCAGGCUGUAACCCUAAAAUUAGUGACAACAAACCACAGAGCCUUGGCACGAACACUAUACUACGACAAGCGCAAAAGAAGCAAAGUGGUGUCAUCCCAGAAUCACAGUGGCCUCCAGCCCGUCCGCCUCCACCUCGCCGAUCACCAACUUCCAUCUGGCAGCACAGCAUGCCGGAGAAAAUUCCUUGGCUUAAUGUUCCCAAAGAGAAGGUGGAAGAGAAAGACAGAGGCAGCAGCCUUUUAUCCCGUCUUGGUUCUUCACUGAGCAUCAACACCUCAUCAUCUCCUCCUAAGAGACUCAGCAUCAGCUCUCCUAUCUCAAUCCCCAGACCCUCGCUGCCUAUCUCUUUAGCUUCCCUGUCCUCCUCGCCUCGCAGACCCAAGUCUUUACCAUUUUCCUCCCUGGACGAUGUCCAAUGCCACUUGGCCCUCGAGGAGCAGACUAUUGAGAAGGCCCUUCUUAAAGCCAGACUAUCUCAGCAGAAUGGCACUGCAGCUCACAGCCAGCCCUGCAGCAGUCUUCCGGAAUCUUCCACAAUGACUAUAAGUAAACAAGCAGAAGUGCGAGGAACAGGAGGAGAGGCUGGAGAAGAAUGCAAUGGGCGUCACCAGCGUCUGAGCGACAUGAGCCUUUCCACGGAUUCUUCCGAUUCUCUUGAUUCCUCUUUGUCCUUCUUCCUACCUCCUCUUCACGACCCCAGUCCGCCCACUGUGGCUGAUUUUAAUGCCCACCUUCCCCUUUCGCUUCCCUCCUCCCAUCUUCUCUACUCCAGCAUGGAGGAAGAUGAGGACGAGGAGGAGGAUGAAGACGAAGACGAACAUGACUACGGUGUCAGUGUGGAGAGCGAUCAGGACCAAGACCAGGACCUGACCAUGAUACCGCCGGGGUGCAGGACAAGGCGUCGCCCCAGUGCUAGCGCCUUGGUCCUUCAGAAAGCACUGCGAGGUCAGCUACGCAAGGUGAGCGGCGUUUUUAACUCACUGUUGACGCCGGAAAAGCGAGCCAUACGUAGGGUGGUGGAACUGUCCAGAGAUAAGGGCUCCUACUUCGGAUCCUUGGUGCAGGACUACUUGAGCUACAUGGGUGAGGGCGCAGGCGCCCAGACCUGGCAAAGUUUUGCUUCUGGUCUGGAGCUUCUUCAGACUCUGCGUCAGUUUAUCACUCAAAUGAAGAGUUACCUGCGUCAGAGCUCAGAGCUGGGAUUACCUAUUGAGAGCCUCAUACCUGAAGAACAAAUAGACCCUGUCCUAGAGAAGGCCAUGUACAAGUGCGUCCUGAAGCCACUCAAACCUAUGGUUAGCGCUGCGCUGCGGGAGUUCCAGGUGCGCAGCGGCGAAUGGCAGGAGCUGAAGGAAAACAUGUCUUUGGCGAAGGCCCGGCCACCACAGGAAAUGGGAGUGGACGACGCGGUGCCGCCGGACCCCGUCGCCAUAGAAAAGAUCAAGUACAAGUUUGACAACAUGUGCAAGCUGUACUCGCCUGAGAAGAAGGUCACCAUGCUGCUGAGAGUUUGCAAACUCAUCUACACCAUCAUGGAGGACAAUUCAGGUCGUCUGUAUGGUGCAGAUGACUUCCUGCCAAUGCUGACAUAUGUGUUGGCACAGUGUGACAUGCCCCAACUGGACAACGAGAUCCUUUACAUGAUGGAACUGCUGGACCCCUCACUGCUUCACGGAGAAGGUGGCUACUACCUGACCAGUGCUUACGGAGCGAUGUCUCUGAUCCGGAAUUUCCAGGAAGAGCAGGCAGCCAGGGUGCUGAGCUCUGAAACCAGGAAUACUCUUCGCCAAUGGCACAAACGCCGCACCUCUUUGCACUCAACACCUUCCUUCGAUGACUUCCAGAAUUACCUACGGGUGGCGCUGCAGGAGCUGGACAGCGGCUGCACGGCCAAGACCCUCCAUGUGGGACCCUACGCCAACGUGGAGGAGGUGUGUCAGCUCUGCGCCCGGAAGUUCAAAGUGUCGGAACCCGACAAGUACGGCUUGUUCCUGCUGACGGGUGGCAGCAGCCAGCAGCUGGCGCCAGACACCCACCCUCAGAAGAUCAAGGCGGAGUUGCACACCCGCCCGCAAGCUUCCCCCUUCCAUUUUGUCUAUCGCCGCUUGGCCGACAGCAGCCCCUUGCCGACAGCUCCUAUCCUCGACAACCACAACGUGACCUCUGAACCCCAGGUUAACCUACACAACCUCACGACAGAACUUCCCUCCCCUGACUCAGGCCUUAGCCUGUCCUGUUAGUAGACCUGCUUAUCUACCCAGUAAAAUUCUGGCAUUAAAUACAUCCUAUUAUAGUAUAUGUCAUAUAAUAUUAUACCCGAUGUUAUUUAAUAGAAAAAAAAAGUGCCGGUCUUUACCAGCUAGACUUUAACAAGGAUAAUAUUUCAUCAGAUAUUUGUACUUUGCUCUCUUGACAGGCAAAUUUAAUGAAAUGGAGCCUUUAAUAGGCUGUUAUGUGGUUUUUAAUUUGAAAAAAACUAAGUAAUGUGCCAAUAACCCAUAAAAAGCCAUUUAAAUUACAUGAUUGAUGGAACACAUUGAACACAUUAAAUUAUAAUUGAUGUGAAAUAUGUUACAUCUAUACAUGCAUUCAAAUAUAUUCUUCAUUUGACACUUUAUAGUGUAGUACAAAUGAACUUUGAAUUGAACAUCCAUCCAUCUAGCCCGGAAAAGGGUGGAAUGCCAUCUCCGGGUUGGGGAGGAGACCCUGCCCCAAGUGGAGGAGUUCAAGUACCUAGGAGUCUUGUUCACGAUUGGAGGAAGAGUGGAUCGUGAGAUCGACAGGCGGAUCGGUGCGGCGUCUUCAGUAAUGCGGACGUUGUACCGAUCCGUUGUGGUGAAGAAGGAGCUGAGCCGGAAGGUAAAGCUCUCAAUUUACCGGUCGAUCUACGUUCCCAUCCUCACCUAUGGUCAUGAGCUUUGGGUCAUGACCGAAAGGAUAAGAUCACGGGUACAAGCGGCCGAAAUGAGUUUCCUCCGGCGUGUGGCGGGGCUCUCCCUUAGAGCUAGGGUGAGAAGCUCUGUCAUCCGGGAGGAACUCAAAGUAAAGCCGCUGCUCCUUCACAUUGAGCGGAGCCAGAUGAGGUGGUUCGGGCAUCUGGUCAGGAUGCCACCCGAACGCCUCCCUAGGGAGGUGUUUAGGGCACGUCCAACCGGUAGGAGGCCACGGGGAAGACCCAGGACACGUUGGGAAGACUAUGUCUCCCGGCUGGCCUGGGAACGCCUCGGGAUCCCCCGGGAAGAGCUAGACGAAGUGGCUGGGGAGAGGGAAGUCUGGGUUUCCCUGCUUAGGCUGCUGCCCCCGCGACCCGACCUCGGAUAAGCGGAAGAAGAUGGACAGAUGGACCAUCUAGCCACUUGUCCCUUUUGGGGUCGCGGCGGGUGCUGGAGCCUAUCCCAGCUGCCCUCGGGCAGAAGUGGGGGUACACCCUGGACAAGUCGCCAUCUCAUCGCAGGGCCAACACAGAUAGACAACAUUCACUCAUUAGGGCCAAUUUAGCGAACACAAUCAUUGAAAGACUGACAGUGUCUCAGCAUCUUUGUGACAUAUAGUAGACUUUCUGUAGCAAUAUAAAGGCUAAAAGCUUUUGUUAGCUUGUUUUCUAUGAAUACACUGGAUAAAUACAGUAAGAACAGGUGAAUUGUAAUAUCUGACUCAGUUCCCUUAGGGUACUCCGGCUUCAUCCCCCUCUAAAAACAUGCACCUGGGGAUAGGUUCAUUGACAAGACUAAAUUGACCCUUGUGUGUGAAUGUGAGUGUGAAUGCUCUCUGUCUAUUUGUGUUGGCCCUGCGAUGAGGUGGCGAGUUGUCCAGGGUGUAUCCCGCCUUCCGCCCAAUUGUGGCUGAGAUAGGCCCCAGCACCCUGGCAACCCUGAAAGGGAUAAGCGGUAGAAAAUGGAUGGAUGGAUGGACUAUUAAAUCAUUGCGAUUGUUACAUUGAUUCAAAAGGGGCUUAAACGGUAUUAAUUAAGCUUUUGGAAAUGAGCUUGUUGCCUGACAGGCUAUCAUUUUGCAUUUACAGCAUUUACCUGACUGACAUGACCUAAAUGUUUCCUACACUUCACUUAGGGACACAUUAAAGUACUAUGGCUUCUUAUAGGUUAAAAAAGUGGCCACUGACUGAUGACAUCAUCAUUGUUGUGCUCCUUGCAGUUGCUGGCUAACUGUUGAGAUGUGCCUUCAAGCCUUUCCUUUGAAGUAGCGACACCCAGUGGUUGCCUAUGUGCACUACAAGUGCGCAACUUGGUAGCAUUCUAAAUUUGAUGACAAUUAUGUACAUGAAGCUGCCAUCGUCAUUACAUCAUUUUUAUUAUUAUUAUUAUCAACAUCAACGCAGCUGCUGCUUUAAAUGGGAUUAUUGAGCAUUAACACUUUAAAGAAAGCUUUUAAUUUAUAAUGCAAGUAAUGUGGACCUUGCAGACAAGUUUGCCAGUGGUAUUGAUCGAUGUAACUAACUCCGCAUAGUGUUGCUAUUCUACAGAGCAUCUUCAGCUGCCUUCAGAUCUGUCAUGGCGGCCCUCUAUGUGCUACUGAAACAUGCAUUUUGUACAAAAAAGAAAGGAAAAAAAAUCAUACUAACUGGUUAAAAAAUGGCCGGUUUUCUAAAGCAGAGAUGCAAUAAGAGGUUUGUUGACGUUAAGAAAAACAAAAGUGUGAGGAUGCUACAAUGGAGAAAUCUGCAUGCAGUGUUACGCCUGGUACUACUGUAGUACUGUCUGUGUAAAACUACUUGAAGUGCAUUACAUUUGUGUUUCCUACGACUACAAGUUUUCUGCUUGCACGAGCAAAGAAAAUACAGUGGACCAUGAUUAUGUCGACUCCCCUUGGAGUGGCUGACUCGCCUUGACACAAGCGGUUGUUGACGUAAUUGGUUGUUGACACGAGCGGUUUUCGACAUCAAGGGUUGUUGACGACUGCUUGUCUCAAAAGAGCAAUUUGUUGGCAUAGGCGGUUGUUGACAAAAGUGAUUGUCUCUAAGGCAGGGGUCACCAACUUUUUUGAAGCCAAGAGCUACUUCUUAGGUACUGAUUAAUGCGAAGGCCCACCAGUUUGAUACACACUUAAAUAAAUUGCCAGACAUAGCCAAUUUGCUCAAUUUACUUUUAAUAAAUAAAUCCAUAUAUAUAAAAAAUGGGUAUUUCUGUCUGUCAUUCCGUCUUACAUUUUUUUUCCUUUUACGGAAGGUUUUUUGUAGAGAAUAUUUUAACGGUUUAAAACAGGAGAAUACACGAAAAAAAUGAAAAUUAAAUUUUGAAACAUAGUUUAUCUUCAAUUUCGACUCUUUAAAAUUCAAAAGUCAACCGAAAAAAAUUUGAAAAACUAGCUAAUUCGAAUCGUUUUGAAAAAAUUAAAAUAAUGAUUUAUGGAACGUCAUUAAUAAUUUUUCCUGAUUAAGAUUAAUUUUAGAAUUUUGAUGACAUGUUUUAAAUAGGUUAAAAUCCAAUCUGCACGUUGUUAUGAUAUAUAACAAAUUGGACCAAGCUAUAUUUCUAACAAAGACAAAUCAUUAUUAUUUCUAGAUUUUCCAGAACAAAAUGUUUUAAAGAACUUCAAAAGACUUUGAAAUACGAUUUAAAUUUGAUUCUACAGAUUUUCUAGAUUUGCCAGAAUUUUUUUUUUUAAUUUUAAUCAUAAUAAGUUUGAAGAAAUAUUUCCCAAAUAUUCUUCGUCGAAAAAACAGAAGCUAAAAUGAAGAAUAAAAAUAAAAUGUAUUUAUUCUUUACAAUAAAAUAAAAAAUACUUGAACAUUGAUUUAAAUUGUCAGGAAAGAAGAGGAAGGAAUUUAAAAGGUAAAAACGUAUGUGUUUAAAAAUCCUAAAAUCAUAUUAAAGGUUGUAUUUUUUCUCUAAAAUUGUCUUUCUGAAAGUUAUAAGAAACAAAGUAAAAAAAUAAAUUAAUUUAUUUAAACAAGUGAAGACCAAGUCUUUAAAAUAUUUUCUUGGAUUUUCAAAUUCUAUUUGAGUUUUGUCCCUCUUAGAAUUAAAAAUGUCGAGCAAAGCGAGACCAGCUUGCUAGUAAAUAAAUACAAUUUAAAAAAUAGAGGCAGCUUACUGGUAAGUGCUGCUAUAUGAGCUAUUUUUAGAACAGGCCAUCUGGUCCUUACGGGCUACCUGGUGCCCGCGGGCACCGCGUUGGUGACCCCUGAUCUAAGGGGUUGUUGACAUAAGGUUGUCAACGUAAUAGGUUAUUGACAUGUUCAGCGAUCAAUGACAACUGCCUAUGCCAACACCUGGCUAUGUCGACACAACUUGUUUUCGGCACAGGCAAUUGUCGACACAAACAGUCGUCAACGUAAGCGAUUGUCAGCGUAGACGAAACGAGCCAUCGCUUGUACAUUUACUUGUGACUUUGUCAAUAGACAUGAGAAGAAUGAGUGUUAAUAAAGAAUUGUUAAUUGUU